GUUAGUACCAACCUGAAAACAGUACUUACACAUUGCAAGGACAACAGUUGGAGGGCAAACACAGGUCUCUCAAUUACCAAUAUGCUGUCUCUCGGGAGGGCUCAAACCAUAUAUGCUCUGGGCGGCCUGUUGUUUCUCCUUAGCACGGCCGUCGCCAAUGUUGAAAAGACAAUAUUCACAGCUCCUGCAUCACUCCCUAUUCCCCAACAGAAGCCUUCGCUGGGUGAUCUCAGACUACCGAUCCUUACACCAGACGCCCCAAGUAUUCGAACUCAUAUCAGCCGCAGCUUUCCCUCUGAGCCAAAGGAUUACGCUUCCGGCGUUGCAACAUGGGUGCUUCUUGAUAAACUAAACCAAGGCCAGCGGUAUGAGUUUCGUGUAUGUUGGGCUGCGGUCCAACCAACUGGGUUUGACUUGGGUGUAUACGAGCUGGACACCGUGUGGCAGACACCAGAGCUGAUUCAGUCACUUGCCAGCUACUCAUUUUCUCGCCAAGAUCAAGAAGCUAGGCUGACAGAAGAGUCAACUCAAACUGAAGGCAGGGAGCGCGAGGCUUCCAUUCUUCUGCUACAGAUCAAGGCAUCUGCUGACUACUUUACGGACGACGCGGCUCUUAUGAAGGAUCCCUCACCUGUACACGUAGAUCUCAUCCUCGACCCCUAUCUUUAUGGUAUCGUCCCCCGUUCUCUAGUCCCAGCAGCUGGCUAUCUUGUUCUUGUCGGCGCGGUGGCUUGGUUUGUGUCCAGAUCUAUCGCCUCUAAGUUACAGACAAUUGCAGUCACAACCGAUGGCGCAAACAAGAAACAGAAUUAACGGGGUGUUGGCACCAUCGGGCUCUUGACUCUAGAUGCUAAAAAGGGGGCUUGGUGGAAUGCGUUCUACUAUCUACGUUAAUCAUAUUGCUCGUAACUUCUCCAACUUCAUGUCACUCUCCCUGGCCCUCUCAAGAGCUUCGAUAUCUAUACUCGUUUCGACACACAUCUUCA
Fusarium oxysporum Fo47 is the source of this 986-nucleotide messenger RNA. RefSeq lists its product as uncharacterized. NCBI's taxonomy places the organism in Eukaryota, Fungi, Ascomycota, Sordariomycetes, Hypocreales, Nectriaceae. The transcript is spliced from 2 exons. Gene Ontology annotation, cellular component: mannosyltransferase complex; endoplasmic reticulum membrane. Gene Ontology annotation, molecular function: mannosyltransferase activity. The record is from RefSeq and is a predicted model, not a curated record. The coding region runs from base 82 to 813 and encodes 243 amino acids. Gene Ontology annotation, biological process: GPI anchor biosynthetic process.